This is a messenger RNA of Lemur catta (Ring-tailed lemur), 2313 nucleotides long. It is a transcript of the gene GPN1, whose product is annotated as GPN-loop GTPase 1. The transcript is spliced from 11 exons. The coding region runs from base 914 to 1750 and encodes 278 amino acids. The record is from RefSeq and is a predicted model, not a curated record. NCBI's taxonomy places the organism in Eukaryota, Metazoa, Chordata, Mammalia, Primates, Lemuridae. Gene Ontology annotation, molecular function: ATP hydrolysis activity; GTPase activity.
UGAACUCUUGGCCUCAAGUGAUCCUCCUACUUUGGCCUCCCGAAGUGCUAGGAUUAUAGGCUUGAGCCACUGUGUCUGACCCACUUUGCUUUCCUUAUUUUGCCUGGCCAUCCCUAAAAUGAUAAAUGAGUGAACAAGACCUUGACAGUGAGUGUUUCCCUGUGUUGGUUAAGGUUGCAUAGUAGUCAAAGAUUAGGUGGCCAGUAUCCAUUAAUGGAACACCAAUAUCAUAAUGCUAUUUGUGUGAGUGAUACCCUAGGUAUGGACUUUAUAAUCUAAUCUAUAAACAAUUUAAGUCCUCAACUAAGUGUCUAGAUAUGGACUUGGGCCCAAUGGUGGCAUAGUGACCUCACUCAAUCUUUUUGCUACCAGGUUUGAUCAGGCACGUUUGUCUUUACGUAUGUCAACAUAGCUGUGUAAAAAUCUGUGACUCUUAAAUGUCUUAGCUUGAUUACAUUGGUAAGAAGAGCAGCAAACCUGAAAAUAAAUAUAGAAAAUAAGUAGACAUUUUGGUAAACAGAAAAGUAGCCUAGGAGAAGAUGAUUAGUGUUUUGAGACACUAUACGUUUAAUAUUUGUAACAGCCAAUAAAACAAAAAUCCAAGAGACCUGGCUUCUUUUCUUGACCCAUCACUUGCUUAUGGUGCUACCCUGAGGAUGGGAUAGGGUGACAGGGGAGUGGGUUGUGGGGCAUUUUACUUGUCACAAAUAUUUGUUGGCCUUUAGAUUUUUUCUGUCACCUGCUUCCAUAAGAGUUUUUUAUAAUCAUUGGUUUUUUACUCUGAUGUCGCUCCGGGAGACAGGCUAUUGACAUUUUUCCAAAGCACCAAGAGAUAUGACUCGAUGGUGAUGAGUCGGGUCUUCAGCUUCUCAGGUCCUUGUGCUGUGCCCCAGGAUGUGGUUGCAGUGCUGUGAUGUGGCAGUGCUUCCUCAGUUCAGUGAUGAAAUUUAUCGAGAAGGCCCAAAGCCUGUCUAAAUAUGUCCUGAUUGACACACCUGGACAGAUUGAAGUAUUCACCUGGUCAGCUUCUGGAACAAUCAUCACUGAGGCCCUGGCAUCCUCGUUUCCAACAGUUGUCAUCUAUGUAAUGGAUACAUCUCGAAGUACCAACCCAGUGACCUUUAUGUCCAACAUGCUCUACGCCUGCAGCAUCUUGUACAAAACCAAGCUGCCUUUCAUUGUGGUCAUGAAUAAAACUGACAUCAUCGAUCACAGCUUUGCAGUGGAAUGGAUGCAGGAUUUUGAGGCUUUCCAAGAUGCCUUGAAUCAAGAGACUACAUACGUCAGUAACCUGACCCAUUCAAUGAGCCUGGUGUUAGAUGAGUUUUACAGCUCACUCAGGGUAGUAGGUGUCUCUGCUGUUCUGGGUACCGGCUUAGAUGAAUUCUUUGUGCAAGUCACCAGUGCUGCAGAAGAAUAUGAAAGAGAAUAUCGUCCUGAAUAUGAACGUCUGAAGAAAUCCUUGGCUAGUGCACAGAGCCAACAGCAGAAAGAACAACUGGAACGACUUCGGAAAGAUAUGGGCUCUGUAGCCUUGGACACAGGCAAUGCCAAAGACAGCUUAUCUCCUGUGCUGGACCCUUCUGAUUUGAUCCUGACUCGAGGAACCUUGGAUGAAGAGGAUGAGGAAGCAGACAGUGAUACUGAUGACAUUGACCACAGAGUUACAGAGGAAAGCCAGGAAGAGCCAGCAUUCCAGAAUUUUAUGCAAGAAUCAAUGGCACAGUAUUGGAAGAGAAACAACAAAUAGGAGACUUUAGGACACUUGUUCUAAGAAGUCCAAAAUUUUGGAACACCAUGUAAAGGAACUACUCUCCUUACCUGUGAUUGGGGGCUACUUUAUAAAGGACAAUUUUAGUGGCAGGCAGAUGCUGAUUCUUCUUUGGCCUUUCCCUUGUAUUUAUGCAGGGAUGGAUAUCUUGACUGUUCUUGGAAGCUGAUAUCCCUUCAAGCCUAAGACUAAGUUUUAUUAUUUGAACUCGAGUACUUUUGCUGCUCAAGUAGAGAGAGAGAACUUAGUCUCCUGGUGACCACUUUAAAUCUCUUAUUGGGCUAGAUCUAUGGCCUCUACUUCCCAGCAUCUUGCCCUCAACUCUAUAGUGUGAGUUGCCCGUUUAGCACAAAGGGAGAGGGGAAACAUGAACUUAUUCAGAGUGGCAGUGAUGUCUCCAUGGCAACCAGUCAAUGUUGGUAUGAAGUCUGCCUCAUACUGGAUACAGGACACUGGGUUUGCUGAAGAAAGUGGGCAAAACAUGAUUAAUGAAUAAGAAUCUUGUUUCAUUGGUGACUUGGAUAAAGAGUUUUUAAUUUUAA